GGUCCUUGGUAAGGAGGCGUGUAUGGACUUUAUUGGUAAAAGAGGCAAAAUUCGGAACCAGUAUAAGUUCAUUAUUUCGCCAUCGGAAGUAUUAAGCCACGGAAAGGGGAUUGCAAGCAGCGCAAACAAUAAACCUACAUCUUCAGACGAUUAUUUGGAUGAGUUCCUGGAGGAGCCUAACACUGCUUGGUUGACAUCCCACGAGAACGAAAACUUACCUACAAGUAUUUACAAGAACAGUAACUUACCGUCAGAUAAUAGAUAA
This is a messenger RNA of Acaulospora morrowiae, 265 nucleotides long. The record is from the annotation of a GenBank genome assembly. NCBI's taxonomy places the organism in Eukaryota, Fungi, Glomeromycota, Glomeromycetes, Diversisporales, Acaulosporaceae.